Messenger RNA from Amaranthus tricolor (Joseph's coat), 872 nucleotides. RefSeq names its product 40S ribosomal protein S5-like. Lineage: Eukaryota; Viridiplantae; Streptophyta; Magnoliopsida; Caryophyllales; Amaranthaceae. The transcript is spliced from 4 exons. The record is from RefSeq and is a predicted model, not a curated record. The coding region runs from base 96 to 707 and encodes 203 amino acids. Gene Ontology annotation, molecular function: mRNA binding; structural constituent of ribosome; rRNA binding. Gene Ontology annotation, biological process: ribosomal small subunit assembly; translation. Gene Ontology annotation, cellular component: ribosome; cytosolic small ribosomal subunit.
AAAGCCCACAAGAUUUCCUCUUAUUCCUGGAAGGGUUUAGUUCUACAGUUUUACUCGCCCAGUUUCAAGUUUCUCUCAUCUGUCUUCGCUCUACAAUGGAGGCCGUUGUUGACAGUCCUGGUGGUUUGCAAACUGAUGUCAAGCUUUUUGGUAGAUGGAGCUUCGAUGAUGUCUCGGUCCAUGAUAUUGCUUUGGCUGAUUACAUUGGAGUAACUUCUGUUAAGCAUGCUACAUUUGUGCCUCACACUGCUGGAAGAUAUCAAAAGAAACGUUUCAGGAAAGCUCAGUGUCCUAUUGUUGAAAGACUGACCAAUUCGUUGAUGAUGCACGGUCGCAAUAAUGGGAAAAAGUUGAUGGCUGUUCGCAUUGUGAAACAUGCCAUGGAAAUUAUCCAUCUCUUGACUGAUUUAAAUCCUAUCCAAGUUGUUGUUGAUGCCAUUAUCAACAGUGGACCAAGAGAAGAUGCUACCAGAAUUGGUUCUGCUGGUGUGGUGAGGCGUCAGGCUGUCGAUAUCUCUCCACUAAGACGUGUUAAUCAGGCAAUCUACCUUCUCACGACAGGAGCUCGUGAGAGUGCUUUUAGGAACAUUAAGACGAUUGCUGAAUGCCUUGCCGAUGAGCUUAUCAAUGCUGCCAAGGGUUCAUCCAACAGUUACUCUAUCAAGAAGAAAGAUGAGAUUGAAAGAGUUGCCAAGGCCAACCGUUAAGUAAUGGAUCAUGUCGAGGUUACUGUGUUUUUGUUGCUUCUCUCUGCGCUUUUAGAUUAUAUAAUGUACAAUCAGAAUGCUAUUCUUUUCUUUGAGAUUAUUUUGUAGAAUUGAAAUUAUGAACAUUUAAGUCAGUUUUAAGUAGAUAUGCUCUGCUUCACUUGA